Strongylocentrotus purpuratus (purple sea urchin) is the source of this 1378-nucleotide messenger RNA. Its product is annotated as pregnancy zone protein. The coding region runs from base 230 to 1213 and encodes 327 amino acids. NCBI's taxonomy places the organism in Eukaryota, Metazoa, Echinodermata, Echinoidea, Camarodonta, Strongylocentrotidae. The record is from RefSeq and is a predicted model, not a curated record. Gene Ontology annotation, molecular function: endopeptidase inhibitor activity. The transcript is spliced from 9 exons.
GGUGUUGAAUCCCUUGAACAGCCUUAAUGUUAUCCAAGGAUCACGCAAUUUAAGCUGCCCAUCUGGCUCAUCUUCUUCAUUCUCAAGCAGGCAUGUCGACAGCGCUGAAGGCUUCAGGACUGCAGGUGUAGGUGUCCAUACUGAUCUCAAGUUAGAAACCAGACCUUGCUGGGAGAGGAGAAGCAUCUGCCCACCAUGGGGAUGUUUAUCUACUUUUUAUUCGUUUUCAAUGGCGCACGCUCCUGUGGGCGACUCGGAUCUGGGUCUUGAACGAGGUGUACCUGACAUGGUGAUAUUGCAAAAUGUAGAGUUAGAUGUGGAGCAGGAUGAGCAGCAGGCAGCCCCGCCUACAAAGCUGCGCAGCUACUUUCCUGAAACAUGGCUCUGGAAUCUCAAAAGACUGGGGUCUGAUGGGCAAAGUGUGAUAGAAGAAGAGAUCCCGGACACCAUCACUGACUGGGUAGCUAGUGCCUUCUGCCUCUCAUCUGAGCAUGGUAUAGGCGUGGCAGAGGCUGCAUCCAUCCGAGCGUUCCAGCCCUUCUUCCUCUCCUUCACCCUUCCGUACUCCAUCAUUCGAGGGGAGAAGGUCCCUGUCAAGGUGACCAUCUUCAACUACCUGAGCAGCUGUUUGAAGAUCCAGCUCUCAAUGGCGGAGUCUUCCGAUUUCAGGAUUGAGGCCCGCCCUGCCUCCGAGGACAUUGAAGUAUGUGGCAACUCUGCUGAAACACUAGAGUAUGAGAUCAUACCUACAGAGCUGGGCAACCUGCCAAUCAGAGUUACUGCCAGUGCCGAGCCAAACACUGAACGAGGUGAUAUGCCUCCAGAUGACAUCACUUUCCCUGUCACGGAUGAUCUUGAAGACACCAUUUUGGUGGAGCCUGAAGGUUCAGAGCGAGAGGAGACUUUCAGUGAAUUGAUCUGUCCACAUGAUGAUAGUGAUGGGGUUUUCGAGCAGACCAUCCCUCUUGAGCUACCCUCGUUAGUAGUUCCAGGAUCUGCUCGUGGAAGAAUACAGGUUAUUGGUGACAUCAUGGGACCUGUGAUGUCAAACCUGGAUGGUCUGCUGAGGAUGCCGUUCGGAUGCGGAGAGCAGAACAUGAUCUACAUGGCUUCUAACAUCUACGUCAUGCAGUACUUGUCUCGCACCGGCCAGCUUACAUCAGAAAUCGAGGAGAAGGCACUCAAGUACAUGACUAGUGGUAAGAAGACUUGAUGUACUUGAAUUAUUUAUUUUAAAAAAAGAGAUAUCUAAAUUAUCCUUCGGAAAUAGGAUGUGUCACUGUUUGUAAUGUGAUUGCUUCAAGUCCGAAGAUGCCCCACAUGAUUAUAGCUUUAAAGCCCCACUGCACUACUUAUAGCUACUUGCGCCCUCUAUAUA